This is a messenger RNA of Hyposmocoma kahamanoa, 2784 nucleotides long. RefSeq names its product 2-oxoglutarate dehydrogenase, mitochondrial-like. The record is from RefSeq and is a predicted model, not a curated record. Gene Ontology annotation, molecular function: thiamine pyrophosphate binding; oxoglutarate dehydrogenase (succinyl-transferring) activity. Gene Ontology annotation, cellular component: mitochondrion; oxoglutarate dehydrogenase complex. Bases 35 to 2719 code for a protein of 894 amino acids. Lineage: Eukaryota; Metazoa; Arthropoda; Insecta; Lepidoptera; Cosmopterigidae. Gene Ontology annotation, biological process: tricarboxylic acid cycle. The transcript is spliced from 19 exons.
CAUCCACUAUUCUUGAAAACAGGUGCUGACGACGAUGGCUGUAGCAAUGCGAAAUCUCAUGAUGCUCAAGUUCACCAACAAGUUUCGUGUUUGCCCUAUUGUCAACAAUGUUGUGAAUGGUCAGCCUACCACGCGGCAUUCGUCAAAGGCAGAGUCAUUUUUGAGCGGGACCAAUGCAAAUUUCCUCGAAAACCAGUACUUGGAGUGGGCUCGUAACAGAGGAAGUCUCGAUUCCUCGUGGGACGGAUUUUACGACAGUGUUGGGAGCUCAGCGUUGAAGAUAGAUGAAUACGAGGACGAGUUCACUCCUAAAAAGGCAGAAAUUUCAGCGGACAAGAAAAAGCAAACUGAUACAGAGGGCGUGAAACUACACUUGGCAGUUCAGAAUCUCAUCCGAAGUUACCAAGUAAGAAAGCAUAUCUUUCACUUGGAGAAGUAUUUUGCGACAAAGUGGCCAGCAGAAAAGCGAUUCGGUUUAGAAGGCGGAGAGAGCAUGAUCGCAAUGUUAGAGGAGGUUGUGGACUCUUGUACGCGACUCGGUAUUCAAUCCAUCGUUAUGGCCAUGCAACAUCGAGGGCGCUUGAAUAUGCUGGUGAAUGUGUGCCGUAAACAGUUGGUGGAUAUUUUUGCGCAAUUCAAGCCGAUGGAACCCAAAGAACCGGGUUCCGGUGAUAUCAAGUACCACUUAGGAACGUACAUCCACCGGUUUAUCAGGCGCACCAACAAAUAUAUCAAGGUGUCCAUGAGCUGCAAUCCCUCGCAUUUGGAAGUGGUAUCUCCCGUCGUGAUUGGGAAGACUCGUGCUGAACAAUUCUGGAAAGGAGACAAAAAAGGGGAUAGGGUAAUGGCAAUAAUAAUGCACGGGGAUGCAGCUUUCACCGGUCAAGGGGUAGUGUAUGAGACAGUGGAGAUGUCGAACUUGCAGGCGUUCAACACUUACGGCUCCAUACACAUCGUGUGCAAUAACCAGAUAGGUUACACUACCGACCCCAGGUACUCGAGAAGCACGCCGUACUGUACAGAUAUAGCAAAAGCCAUUGAUGCACCUGUGAUCCACGUGAACGGAGACAAUGCAGAGGCGGUAAGCCACGCGGCGAGAGUUGCCGUCGAGUACCGAUGUCAGUUCAAGAAAGAUGUGGUUGUAGAUCUUGUGUGCUACCGGCGCCACGGGCAUAGCGAAGAAGAUGAACCCAUGUUCACCCAGCCAUUCAUGUAUAAGAAGAUUAAGAGUAUGGAUACAGUGGACAAGAUUUACGCUAAGCAAUUAAAAGCAGAAGGCGCAGUAACAGAUGCUGAUUUAAAAGGUUGGGAGAAAGAAUACAUGGACACAUUGAAUGCGCAUUUCGAGCUUGCGAAAAAAGUGACCAAGCUCAGUAUCAUGGACUGGAUCGACACUCCGUGGACGGGUUUCUUCGAGGCAACUGAUCCCAAGAAGAUCAAAGAAACUGGUAUCUCCGAAGGAUCGUUGUAUACAAUUGCGAAUCAUUUUACGAAGCCACCGGAACCGUGGGCUUUUGAUCUUCACAAAGGACUUCUCAAGAAUUUGAGUAAUAGGGAGAAAAUGGUAAAAGAGGGUAUAGCAGAUUGGGCUAUGGGAGAAGCUCUUGGGAUUGGUUCACUACUGCGCGAUCACAUCCACAUCAGAUUCACUGGCCAAGACGUGGAACGAGGCACCAUGGCUCACAGGCAUCACGUAUACCAUCAUCAAGGCGUAGACGGCGCGACGUAUCGCGUUCUCGACACCAUCUACCCCGAUCAAGCGGAGUAUCAUCUACAUAAUAGCUCCUUGUCCGAAUAUGGUAUCCUGGGCUUCGAAACCGGAUAUUCCUACUCAAGUCCACACUGCCUGGCGAUCUGGGAAGCACAAUACGGCGAUUUCGCAGACACUGGACAGGCAAUGUUCGACACAUUCAUCUGCAAUGGCGAGAGCAAAUGGAUUUGUCAAUCGGGCGUCAUAAUGCAACUACCACAUGGCAUUGAUGGAGCUGGUCCUGAACACUCAUCGGCACGCCCUGAGCGCUAUUUGAUGCAGUGCGAUGACGAUGAAGACGCGUUACCCUCACUCGAUGACAAAGAUUUAGAAUUGAAGCAGUUACGCGCGUGCAAUUGGCUCGUAUGCAACGUGACAACCCCGGCGAACUACUUCCACUUGAUCAGACGCCAGAUUGCGAUGCCGUUCCGUAAACCACUCGUGCUGUUCACGCCGAAGGUCGGCCUUAAGCAUCCGUACUACCGGUCACCCUUCAAAGACUUCUUACUCGGCACUCGCUUCCAGAGAGCGAUUCCUGAAUCCGGACCAGCGUCUAAAAAUCCUGAAGGUGUGAAAAAGCUAAUAUUUUGUUCCGGAAAAGUGGCCAUCACAAUUGACGAACUUCGCAAAGAGAAGAAAUUAGAAGACAAGAUUGCCAUGUGUCGAAUAGAACAGAUGUAUCCGUUCCCAUACGAUAUAUGCCUGAAAGAAGCAGCGAAGUAUUCUAAAGCGAAGGUGGCCUAUUGUCAAGAGGAGCAUAAGAAUUGCGGACCCUUGUUCUUCGCCAGGCCUAGACUCCGGAAUCUUUUGGGGACAGAAAUCGAAUGUAUCACGAGACCACCUAGUCCAGCCUCUGCCACUGGAAUCAAGUGGAUUUUUCAGAAGGAACUCAAGGAACUCAAAGAAAACAUUAUCGCUGGUGUAGAUGGCGCUGGACCACCUCCGUCUAGCCCAAAAAAGCCAUGCUAGUUUCUUUCUUGGUUUGUUCGUUCGUCAUUAGUCUUUAUCGUCCUAAUUCGUAUCGUCUGACCUAA